Messenger RNA from Frieseomelitta varia, 3437 nucleotides. RefSeq names its product POU domain, class 2, transcription factor 2-like. The transcript has 9 exons. The coding region runs from base 211 to 1995 and encodes 594 amino acids. Gene Ontology annotation, biological process: regulation of transcription by RNA polymerase II. The record is from RefSeq and is a predicted model, not a curated record. Lineage: Eukaryota; Metazoa; Arthropoda; Insecta; Hymenoptera; Apidae. Gene Ontology annotation, molecular function: DNA-binding transcription factor activity, RNA polymerase II-specific; RNA polymerase II cis-regulatory region sequence-specific DNA binding.
AGGUCAGCUGAAGUACUAUUGGAAUUAAACGAAGAAUAUUGUUUUACGAUACAAAAUAGCUAAAACAGUUAAUAGAAGUCGCAAAGUGAUUAUGAAUCAUUUACCGAUGAAAAGAGAUUCAAUUUAGAGAGACCUGAUGGCUUCCACUACUAUCAUCAUGAUUUAUGAAAAGAGCAACAACAUUCGAGUUGUCGGCCUAUAGGAGAUGCAAUGAUUCGAGAAGGUAAAGUUUGGAUAGGUGAUAACGAGGUCGCGUGGCGGACCGAACAGUCUUUUAAGAGGACCUCACCCCUAAAUCCUUCCACCACCACGACUACCACGACAACGACAGGUGGUGGAGCACUGGCACACCCCCACCUGUCACCACCUAUUGCUGCCCCCGUAACCACUCCCGAUCAUAGAAGUCCCAGCAGCCUCCACGUGAAACUCGGGAUCUCUCCUGCCAGCGACGCGCUCGGCCGAAUCGAUAAGGAGCCAGCCUCUCCGGAAUCCAUACAAGAUGCAGACCUUCACGGCGAAGUGGACGGACCGGACCUCAGCGGCGACGAUAGGAGUAUCAAUAGUGAUAUUCAAGACGCCACUGAAGCGAACCUCGAUCAUGAUUCCAUGGACUCGGACAGGGAAGCUCUCAAUUUGAAUGUACUCCAGGUCACGGACGUGUCGCAGCGGAACAGCAGCAGCGGAACUAGCGGCAGCGCUUCCUCGCCUAGUUCCGGGGUGAGUAGUCAGUUAACUGGAAAUCAUCAACAGCAACAGCACACGGCAGGCCAGUCGAACAACAGCAACUCGCAAGCUGCCCUGGCUGCUCAACUAGUCAGCCAGCAAUUGCUGAUGCACGGAUCUCUCGGCGCUCUCGGGCCGCAGGAAAUUCAAGCGCUGGCGUCAACGUUCCAACAGCAACAGCAGUCGCUGCAGCAACAGCUGCAGCAACUAGCAAUGUUUCAGCAAGCCAACUCCGCCGCGGCUGGCCAACUUCCGGCCCAGGCGCAGUUCUUCUUGCAGAACCAGGGGCUGUUGCAGAGCGGUGGCUACUCCUCAAGAUCCAGUCAUCCGCGCUCACAGUCCACGCAGGUGCAGCAGGCAGUGGCACAGGCAGCCCAGCAAUUGCAAGCUCUGCAGAAGCAACAGGCUCUUCAAGGUAGCGGAGGCUUAGUUGGUCGAAGUCUGAGCCAACAAAGGUCGCCACCGCCGCCUGGAACACCUCCAGCGGUGAAACAGCCGCCACCAAGAUUGGAACCAUCGCCGGAGGAGACCACGGACCUCGAGGAAUUAGAACAGUUCGCCAAGACCUUCAAACAGAGGCGGAUCAAACUCGGCUUCACCCAAGGCGACGUUGGACUCGCCAUGGGCAAACUUUACGGCAACGAUUUCUCCCAGACGACGAUCUCCAGGUUCGAGGCGUUGAAUCUUUCGUUUAAGAACAUGUGCAAAUUGAAGCCGCUUCUGCAGAAAUGGUUGGAGGACGCGGACAACUCGCUGAACAACCCGAAUUCACUUUCGAACCCACUUACCACACCGGAAGCGAUAGGCAGACGACGGAAAAAAAGAACGUCGAUAGAGACCAGCGUGAGGGUCGCUCUGGAGAAAGCGUUCGUGCAAAACCCGAAGCCUACUUCGGAGGAAAUUACCGUGUUAGCGGACACUUUGGCCAUGGAGAAAGAAGUAGUCAGGGUAUGGUUUUGUAACAGACUUGUAACAACGUAUAACGAAGCGCUUCAUCGCCGCAUCCCGCCUCAUUGCAGACGACAGAAAGAGAAAAGGAUCAAUCCACCAACGGCUGCGAUGGGCAGUCCGACAAUGGCAUCGCCAGCACCUUCGGUCUUCGGAUCACUCGCCAGUAGUAUGUCCGGCAGCCCUCUUGCUCUGACGACUCAUUCAUCAGGCAUCGCGCAUCCUCAUACCCAUCAGACACCUCUCGGUUCGCCGUUACCCUUGGCCUUGGUGGGUUCUGCAAGUGGAAACUAUCAUCCGCUCAGCAGCAAGUCUCACGAGUGACACCAGCCCACCCAUCAGGGGGAGACGCUUUACCAUCAGCACCAUCAACAUCACCCACCACAUCAGCAACAACAGCAACGACGUUUGUGCAAUCUACCAGAAUUUUAUCACUAAUCGUGACGAUGAUUUAGUGACCACUCGAACGUUUGAUUGACUUCAUAGAAUGUUCAAAGCGCGGUGAAAUCGACAGAGUCGAGCGAUGCGCGUUUAUCGAGGUUGGAAAUAGCUGACGGCAUGAUACGAUUCCAAACAUAUCCUGGUAUCUUCACUUGGAAGAAAUUGUAUCAAGAAUGAAAGCAAUCUGUAAUGUUGGAUGAUGAUCGAUGAAUUCGAAAACGAUGGGGAGCCUCGGCGAAGGAGAUCGUUGGUGUCUUUCUCUAUCUUUAGGAACAAGAGACUCUUAACAAAAUUUUGUCGUCUAAAGGUUUGUCCAGCGUUGUACUUCGAACGUUUCGCAUCGCAGUAUCACUUGUGUUUGUCUUCGUUUCGUUGAUUGGAUCGAUUGGCACGAUGUGGCGUGGAAUCGAAUUUCAUAAGGAUCAUGUGAUUAGAUUAUUUUUUUUUAAUUCCCUCGAGCGUAUUUAUUUUACUCGGCAUGAUUUAUAAAAAAAUGACUAGUAUAGAUUUGAAUUUCGUUCUGCAUGCCAAAUAAUUACAGGAUCGUUUCCGCUGAUCGAUGUUUAUUUUUAUACAAGAUGCAAUUAACGACACGAGUACAACCGGCUGUGAACUCUUAUAAAACAAGCCACUUAAUCGGUUUCUGCAGCAUGUCACUUGAAUUGUCAUCAAAUAUUUACAUAUAUCAAAUACAUAUAUUAUAUCAGUAGAGAGAAAAUAGGGGUGAAUCAUUCGACGAUACGUGUAAUUGUCGACUGAUUCUCCUCCGUGUCCUUCGAGUUUCCUUCGAUCCAUCGAGCGAUUUCGUUACACACUGCAUUUCAUGUGCACGUUGUUUCACGGUCUCGAAAAAUUCGGUCGAAUUUUUCGAAAUCGUGAAACCAAAUCAAAAAAGAAGGCUACUCGAGAAUUUCUCUCGUGCAUUCGUGUAACGAAUUACGGCGGAACGUACGAUUCGGAAUAGAAAGAACAGCGAGGAAACGACGAACCUUUUCGUUCAUCGAUCGUGUUGCGAUCAAGACGAUCCCUUCGAAGAGGCCGAACAUUCCUUGAAAGUACUCGCUUCUUCGUGAUAAGCAGGGUUUAUACGCCACUUGCGAGGGAACGUUCUUCGAGAUCGAAAACUUGUUUGUUAUUAAUGAGUAGUCUGCGGAGUUUUAAACAUUUGCGCGAAAUUUACAUUGAAAAAUAAUUUCGAAAUAAUUAUCUGUUACAAUUUACAUUGAAAAAUAAUUUCGAAAUAAUUAUCUGUUACAAUUCGACUAUGGAUUUUCAUGUAUUUAUGUGAGAUUCGAAAACCUCAUCGACCGUGCGAAGCUGCUGAA